UUGAGGAGGAAGAAACGCAAUUACGCAAGCUAAACUGAUUCCUGCGGUCCUCUAUUUUGGCCCUGGUAUUUCUGAAAUUUCGACUCUGUCUCUCUCUCUUUUUCUCUGUAUAUUUGUACCAUAUUCGCGAGGAGAGAGAGACAACUUCAAACAGAAGAAGAAGAUGGUGUUUUACUUCAAGGCUCGACCCGAAGCUGGGGAUUUCACUAUUUUCAUGGGUCUUGAUAAAUACGAAAAUGAAGAACUCAUCAAAUACGGCUUUCCUGAAGACAUUUGGUUCCAUGUGGACAAAAUGUCUUCGGCCCAUGUCUAUGUAAGAUUGCAUAAAGGUCAAUCUUUGGAUGACAUAUCUGAAGCUUUGUUGGAGGAUUGUGCACAGUUAGUGAAAGCAAAUUCCAUCCAAGGCAAUAAAGUGAAUAACAUUGAUGUUGUGUACACUCCUUGGGCCAAUUUGAAGAAAACUGCUUCCAUGGAUGUUGGUCAAGUUGGUUUCCACAAUUCAAAAAUGGUCCGCACUGUUCGAGUAGAAAAGAGAAUAAACGAGAUUGUUAAUAGGCUGAAUCGGACAAAGGUGGAAAGGACACCAGAUUUUAAAGCUGAGCGUGAAGCAUAUAGUGCUGCCGAAAAGGCAGAAAGAAAAGCUCAUCUGAGGGAAAAGAAACGUCGAGAGGAAAUGGAUAGGCUUGAGAAAGAGAGGCAAGCAGAAACGCGCAGCUACAAGAAUUUGAUGGUAUCUGACAAGAUGACAUCUAACAAACAGAUAGCUUCAGCUGAGAAAUCCCUGCAAGAGCUAGAAGAGGAUUUCAUGUGAAGUGAAUCCGAUUUCUUUUUUCUUCUAUGAGAAUGUGAUUUCCAUCUAAUUGCAAGCUUGUACACAAUUGUCACGGGCGUGCUGUUACUUGAUGAUGUGGGUUGGUUUAAUCACAACCACCAUUAUCUAAUCUGUCCGUUGAAGACUCCGAAUCAUGUAACUCUAUGAUGAUGAUCAAGAAAAGGGCUGCGUUGUAUAGGGUGGAUAGAGAGAUCAAUGUGGUAAUUGUACGUUGAGAGUCUCACCCUUUGUUCAUGACAGCAAAAAUCUGGUGUGAAAAGAUUAUGAUUUUUGUUUGCGGAUUAUAUGAAAUUGCUUUAUUAAGCA
Molecule: messenger RNA, 1138 nt
Organism: Beta vulgaris subsp. vulgaris (sugar beet)
Lineage: Eukaryota; Viridiplantae; Streptophyta; Magnoliopsida; Caryophyllales; Amaranthaceae
Exons: 6
Coding region: 164-811 (215 amino acids)
Source: RefSeq, a predicted model, not a curated record